Epinephelus moara (kelp grouper) is the source of this 6828-nucleotide messenger RNA. RefSeq lists its product as uncharacterized. Bases 57 to 4769 code for a protein of 1570 amino acids. Gene Ontology annotation, cellular component: catenin complex; plasma membrane; adherens junction. The transcript has 14 exons. Lineage: Eukaryota; Metazoa; Chordata; Actinopteri; Perciformes; Serranidae. The record is from RefSeq and is a predicted model, not a curated record. Gene Ontology annotation, biological process: cell-cell junction assembly; adherens junction organization; homophilic cell-cell adhesion. Gene Ontology annotation, molecular function: cadherin binding; calcium ion binding.
AGCUAGGGGAGAGCAGAGCUGCGGACCAAUGGGAUGCAAGCGUGGACGCGAAUGCAAUGCCCGUGGUGACUCUUAGAAACCUGAUUAGUCAUGAGCAGGCGGGCGACACUGGAUCUUUGUCUCAUUCUAAAAUACUGCAGAAUCAUGCUCCUCCAUCAGUAGCUAACAAGGAGAGGCAGGCUUUCAAGCCCAAGCGUGAGGUUGACUCCGUUAAUAGAAAAGAAGUGACUUCACACUUAUUAGCCAACAACAAGGAGUUAAACCAGGAUGUGAAGAAAGUCAAGAACAACACUAAGAAUGCUGAGACUUCUACCAAAACAGGAAAGUUAGAGAAGACACUCACAAUCCACCAUAAACCAGAUUUACACGCCAAUAAAACCAGAUUUAAAGCUGGCUCGAGAUCCAGGAGCAGACCUGAUUUGAGUGCCCAUACUACAGGUGUGCCAGGGAAAGGAUUCAGCAUGGAUUCAAACCGAAAGCUGAACCUCACCGGCAGUUACGGAGUCCUGAAGCUGCUGUCAAAAGAGAACCUAGUGAGGAUUGUCAAUUCCCAAAUGCAGAGUGUUCCCAGUCUGAGCUUUCCGAGCAAGGGCAGCCGGAGCAGGAAGAGAGAUUUGAUUGACGUUAAUCAUAGACAGUUAGAGGCUCAGAAAGUGCCAAGACAAGAUAUGGCUGUCACUCAGCUUCACACUGGAUUUGAUAAUCAGACUGCAUUUCCUUAUUUAAGCCCAGUCACCACCCCAGAUAUGAAUCGAGACCAGGGAUCCAACACUCGUAUUAAUCCACUAAGUGAAGUCAACCCUGCUUUAAGCAAAGGGCAGAACAACCUGGGAAUGCAGAGUUCAGAUAGUAGUGAUAGCAAGAGCAAACACCUCGUCCGCUUACUGUCAACGCCCCGCAGUGAGGUCAGCCUUAGCCCCGAGAAAGAAGUGAUAAUCACCCAAACAGAACCACCGUUUACAUCGACAAAACAUCUCCCGCUGUAUGUUCCCUCUGAAACAAACGAUUCCCCGCUGUCUCUGCUGACAAUGCAACCCCUGGGAGUACGACCGGGGAACCGAGCGGCAGAUCCCCAUAGAGACCCAUUAACAGAGUCGGUUCACAUUACUCAAACAGAACUCAGCACAGCUCAGUACCCUGCAGAUGAAGACAACAAACUUGUCAACAGCAGUCAUGUCCUGAGGCUCCACCCAGCUCCCGAGUGGAGCCAUGACACAAAAGAUGCUGGGAUGCAAGCUGUCGAUCCAGAAAACGUGAAGGGCCUUGUGUUCGAGGAGGCAGAGUUGGAGGUGGAAGAGGAGACACGUGACCACAUGGAAGGGAAGGGGUCGCGUUCUCGCAGCAGGAGGAGCUGGAUCUGGAACCAGUUCUUUGUGAUUGAAGAAUAUGCCGGGCCUGAACCCGUGCUCAUUGGACGGCUCCACACCGACAUGGACAGGAAUGAUGGACGCACUAAGUAUGUCCUGCGAGGCGAAGGGGCGGGUUCGGUCUUUGUGAUAGACGAGAAGACCGGUAACAUCCACGUUACCAAGCCGCUCGACCGUGAGGAGAAGGACGAGUACCGUCUCAUCGCCACGGCCACCGACAGGCAGACAGACCGUGCCCUGGAGCCCUCGUCACAGUUCAUAAUUCGGGUGCAGGACAUCAACGACAACCCGCCUGUCUUUGACGAAGGGCCGUACAGCGCCACCGUGCCUGAGAUGGCAAAUAUAGGCACGUCUAUAAUCCAGGUGACAGCGACAGAUGCUGAUGACCCGACUUAUGGGAACAGCGCCAAGCUAGUGUACACACUGGUGCAGGGCCAACAGUACUUCUCUGUCGAUCCCCAGACAGGUAUUCUGCGCACGGCUGUGCCCGACAUGGACAGGGAGACCCAGGACCAGUACCUGGUGUUGCUUCAGGCCAAGGACAUGGGAGGCCACUUGGGUGGAUUAUCUGGGACCACCACCGUCACUGUCAGGCUCACUGACGUCAACGACAACCCUCCACGCUUCACGCAGAGUAUGUGGUCCUUCUCCGUUUCCGAGCUGGCCAUCCCUGGGGCUGAGAUAGGGCGUAUCUCCGCAGCCGACGCUGACCUUGGUGAGAACGCCAAGCUGGAAUAUACUAUCCUGGAGGGGGAGACUGGGGAAACAUUCAACAUCACUGGAGUAAACCAAGAGGCGGUCAUCACGCUCAAUAAGCCGGUUGACUAUGAGAGCCGGAGCUCCUACUCCUUCUCUGUGGAGGUCCUCAACCCCAUAGUGGAUCCUCGCUUCUUGCGUCGAGGCCCCUUCAAGGAUCGAGCCUCCAUCAGAGUAGCAGUGUUGGAUGCAGAUGAGCCUCCAAGGUUCUCCCGAGCUCGAUACCACAUGGAUGUGUCUGAAAACUGCCCACCUGCCUGCACUGUGGGCCGGGUCAGCGCUGUCGACCCAGAUACUGGUCUUACCAAUAAUAUCAGGUUCUCCAUUGAUCCUCAGUCAGACCCGGAGGCUCUGUUUCGUAUCACCCCAGACACCGGCCUCAUUACCACAGCCAUGGAGCUGGACCGGGAGCGCGACCAUUGGCACAACAUUACUGUCAUUGCCACCCAGAGAGACAACCCCAGCCAGGUGUCCAGAGUUCUGGUUGCAAUAGAGACAUUAGACCUGAAUGACAAUGCACCCGAGCUGGACAGGCAGUACACAACGGCCAUGUGCGACUCAUCCUCCGUCGGGCAGGUGGUGCAGGUGUUGCGGGCGAUUGAUAGAGAUGAGGGAGGGAAUGACAGCACUGUGUAUUUCAGCAUCCCCCCGGAGUCCAGCGCUGCCCUCAACUUCAGCGUCAGGGACAGUGGUGGUCCCACAGCCAGUCUGGUGCUGCUGUCCCAGCUCCAACCACUGUCUCGCUCCGCAUCCUCCACGCUGACGCUCUUUGUGCCGCUGGUCCUGAGGGACGGGACGUCAGGACUCACCAGCACCGGGACGGUCACAGUGUCCGUCUGUCCCUGCCUGAGAGGAGGGGCACGGGCCGGGGAGAAAGAGAAGGACAAACAGACAGAGGGCGAGUGGGACUGGGAAAGAGAGGCGGUGUGUCUCCCUCAGCAGUCCACACUACCUUCCCCUGGGCUCAGCACCGCCGCCCUGCUGGCUAUCCUGGCUUGUGUUGCCACACUACUGGCGGUGAGCGCCCUGUCACUGUCGCUGCGCCGUCAGAAGCGCGACUCCCUGUCACCACUGGAGGAGGACGACGUGCGUGAGAACAUCAUAACGUAUGAUGACGAGGGCGGGGGCGAGGCCGACACGGCUGCCUUUGACAUUGCUGCGCUCCAGAGCGCCCCACACAGCUCACGCUCACGUGGCUAUCGCACACUGGACAGCAGGAAUGUACGUUACGCCCAUCAUAACCAAGACAAAAGUCGUACCUACAGCUGGGCUCAGAAUCCGGGCGUGGAUCACAACUACUCAGGACAAGGAGGACCUCUCUAUGGUCGCCUCUGUUACAGCAGCCACACAUUACCCGUUCUCCGCCGUGCACCAGGUGGAACAUUUGAACCAGGCCUGGCAGAGCUGGGAUACCGCUAUCCUGGAGGCCAGCCAGACCACUCUCUGGUCAUCCAGAACCAGGGAGCCAUGGUGGGGGCAAUGGAGUCUGGGGCAGUGUACGUAGCUCCCACAGAUCUCAGCACAGGGAGCCGAACAGGGAGUCGCACGGGAAGCCGUGACGGGACUGCACCCCAAAGUGGGGUAAGCACGUCAGAUGGAGGAACGCCAAGGACCAGUGACAGCCAGGAGAGAGGAGGAGGGACAGGAACCGCAAGCAAUUGCACAGAGGGCAGCAAUGAGGACAAAGUGAACCACAAUCAAGAUGUGGACUGGGUGCAGUCGGAGACAUUACCCAGGGAGCAGCACCUUGUCAUGACCCGAUCCGGCUCCAUGAUUGGCCAGGGUCACGGCGCAGGAGGAUGGGUGUGCGACUCGGCUACCCUCCCCAUGGCGGGACGCAGGGCCUCUCGCACGGGCAUGUCCCCAAAACGCACAAGCUCUGGCCAGGCUGAAUCUGACUCUGAUGGACAACAGCAACCUGCCAGUGGACGCAACUACGCCACUGUCCUGCAGGGGGAGGUAUCUGGACAGAGGGACUACCCUGGCAGCUUGGGGAGAGGAGGACUAGAGAUGGGGAGCAACUUUGUGGUGGCAAGGCCAGACAGGGAGGGCGGAGGGAUAUCAUCUGUCUACCCCGAUGCAGCUGGCUUUAUUGGGGACUGGCGUGAUCGGGUGGGUCUGGGGGGGUAUGUUUUGGGCAGAAGGGAUAUAACCCCCCAGCUCUUUCCCUUCCCAGGGCAGCCUCGGGGAGCAUAUGGUGGAGUGAUGGGCUUCGGGGCCGGCUGGGUUCCGGGAAUGGAGGCUGCGAGAGGAGCUCCAGGGCCCGGGGGUCCCUCCUUGGCACUGAGGGUGGGUGAGUUCCUACGUCUGCGUCUUGCCCAGGUCACUUUUGACCCUUCGCAGCCACCGUACGACUCUGUGCAGGUGUACGGCCUGGAGGGCACAGGGUCCCGGGCUGGAUCCCUCAGCUCGCUUGAGAGCGAAGGAGAGAAGGAUGCAGAGAAAGAGGAAUGGGGGGCAGGGCUGGAAGAAUGGGGCCCUCAGUUCCAGAAAUUAGCUCAACUCUUCAAAGACAGGGAGAAAGAACGGGAGGAGAAGGAAAAAGUUGACGAGGGUGCCAAAAAGGAGAAGGAAAAGAAAGACGAGCCGGAGAAGAAAGAGAAAAAAGAGGGAGGGGAGCAGGCUGGAGAAGAGGGGAAAGACUGAGGAAGGAUACAAAUGAAACAAAUAGGGGCAAAGGGGGUAAGAGGGAAUCGGAGGAUGAUGAAAAGGCAACCAGGGCUAGAAUAAUGUGAAGAGAAGUUAAAGGAGAGAAAGAUGAAGAGGCAAAGUAAUAAAAAGAGACAGAGAAAAAUGAGCCUAGGGAGGGUGGAGAGUGCGAGGGCAGGGGGAGUUGGUGAUUGAUGUAAUUUAAAGCAAUAAGUGUUGAAACGCUGAUAUGGUUGAGCACAGAUACUGAGACAAUGCAGAGGCUGCUUCUGCUCGGGGCAGCAACAAUUUGUUAAACGCUUUGGACAAAGAAAAACAACCCAAACAUUCAAGACUCGAUUUAAUUCAACUCUCACGUAUGGAAUGAGAAACAGCAGGAAACAAGAAGAAAGACGUUUUUCUCGUCGUGUGUGUCGGUCUGCUCUUUGUGUCCGCAUGUGUGUGUUUGUGUGUGAGAGAAGUCUGCGAGGGAAUACGGAUGUGCAUAUACGUACUUGUGUGUGUGAGCGUAUACGUGUGCAUAAGAUGGAGCGAUAGAGGCAGGGAGAAAUCAUGCUACCCAGAGACAAUUUAAAGAUGAGACUGGCGACUGAUGAUACGUAAGCUGCGCCAUUAGUUUUCGGGACAACGUGCAAGAGUAAACAUUUAACGAGGAAGUUUAGAAAGUAGGAUAACACACAGGGGAUGAAAUAUGUGUUUGAAUAUAAAGCCAAUGGGACAGGGGGAUGGAUGUAUAGAGAGAGAAAAACGGUCGUGGAAGUGAGAUGAUUGUACAGAAACUGUUACUUUUUAUUCCAUCUGCAGUGGCAGAAAAGUGAAUUAUUCAGCUCACUACUUCAUUCCAAAUGAAAAUGAUGAAUCAUUUAAAUCCUGCAAAAGAUUCUCCCUCCUCUCAGCCCACGAGGAAAACAGACAUUGUGAAAAAUUUAAACGAUUUAGGGAUGUGAUCCCCCAAACCUCCCCACCCUCCACCCCUCUCAUCCCUCCAGCUUUUUGUAGUCGAGUGUUGGUAUGUUUACAAAGACUCACACACAAACACACACACAGACACAAAACAACUGAUGCGCACCAUGAGGCUUUGAUUGUACUAUGGUAAAUUAUAAAAGCAAACCCAUCCACAAGUAUUCCAUCUACUAUAUGGAGUAAUGAUGACUCUAUUAUUCAUCUCUUUAAUGUUUAUAUGGAAGAAGUCUCCUAUUUUUUAUCCCCACUGUAGUCUCACUUGACACGUCUCGAGGACAACGUAUGCAUGAUUUUUGAAAACAGCAGCAAACCUAAAAAGGCAAUCAAUUCUGUUUUGAACUAUCGUACCUCCCAAAUGAAAAUUUCCAUAGAUCUGUAAUGAAAUUAUAAAGGAACAAAACCACAGAGACUCCCACGACAGGCUUUUUGUUCUUGUUAAAGGUCAGGAUGCAAAUGAGCUGGAGUUUUCAGCUGGAAUGCACUUUUAUACUGUGUGAUGUUCAAUAAUAGAUAAUGAAUAAUGUCAAAGAUUACAGUUGUUUUAUAAGAUGUCAAUUAAACAAAAAAAAAGAUACAAUGUUUGACUGUAUGUAAAAGCAUUUCAAAUGUAAAUACCACUGAAUAUUAUUGCUAAAAGAGAGUAUAUAAAAUGAAAAAAAAAAAAAAAAAAUCUAAAGCAGAACUUGUCCAAAUGGAGCACUGUUGGGACUAUCUCUAUGUACUGUAGAUUAGAAAAUGGAGUAACGGAGCUGGAUUUAACAGCCUCCCUGGACUGAAAACAACACCAUGUAUUCAACACCUGUGUAAAACAUAAACAGGUUUGGUUUGUGGUAGUGCUCGUCUGAGAUGGACAAGCCAGAGAAUCAAUUAUACAUGUGGCCUCUGGCAGAAGUUUGUUGUGCAAAGUAUUAGUUAGAGGAAGCCUCAGAACUAGCCUGUCGCUGCGAAGGAUCCCAGCGGGACAAGGAGAAAUUCCCCGAACAGACAUACAACAGAAAUUCAGUCUCUUCCUUAAAAUCUGGGUUAUUAUUCUGCAAAAGUAAAGUGAUAAAUGAAAAUGGAAUUUGUAAUAAGUUUCUAGGACAGCUCUGUC